Messenger RNA from Perca flavescens (yellow perch), 2066 nucleotides. RefSeq names its product zinc finger protein 239-like. NCBI's taxonomy places the organism in Eukaryota, Metazoa, Chordata, Actinopteri, Perciformes, Percidae. The record is from RefSeq and is a predicted model, not a curated record. Bases 382 to 1569 code for a protein of 395 amino acids. Gene Ontology annotation, cellular component: nucleus. The transcript has 4 exons. Gene Ontology annotation, molecular function: DNA-binding transcription factor activity, RNA polymerase II-specific. Gene Ontology annotation, biological process: regulation of transcription by RNA polymerase II.
UUGGCGCUCCACAGUGGGAGCGCUCGCUGGACGUCGGGGGCUGUCCCGGGGUGAAAACUAAACAGAAAAAGGCGGGGAUAGUUUCUUUGUGUAGGCAGCAACGUGAAGAAAACAAACGUACCCGGGAACACGGUGCAGGGCGAGGAGACGGAACGAGGUCGGCACAUGAAGUUAGCAGACAGUUAGCAUGGACUCUACAGGACAAUAUUCCUAACCUGGAGGAAUUCUUUCCAUCUGUGGACACUUCCGGACUAGAGGAAUAUUAAUAAGACAGGAAAGGACGGGGACUGAAGGUUUAGGACAGCCUCCAGCUCAUCUGUGGGACGAGACCCUUCUGACUUCAGGACGUCCGUCUGAAUUAGUUCCCCCUGAAGAACAAGAAUGAGUUCUCCACAAAAGGGGGUCGUUCCUGACGAAGAAACAAGACCAGGCAGCACGGAAGAUCAUGAGGUUCCUGAGAUGCUGCAGACACAGAAACCGAGAGGAAGAGGAGAAAAACGUCACCACUGUCACCACUGUGACAAAUCCUUCAAAAAUUCAAACUCUUUAAAGAUUCAUCAGAGUGUUCACACUGGAGAGAAACCUUACAGAUGUGAUCUUUGUGGGUCAGCUUUCAAACAACAAAGUAACCUAAAAACACAUCAACGCAUUCACACUGGAGAAAAACCUUUCCGCUGUGAUCUAUGUGGGACAGCUUUCAGACAACGGGGACAGCUAAAAAGCCAUCAACGCAUUCACACUGGAGAGAAGCCGUACAGCUGUGAACAAUGUGGGAAAACUUUUUCUGAUAGUGGUGACCUUAAAAAACACCAGCGCAUUCACACUGGAGAAAAGCCGUACAGCUGUGAACAAUGUGGGGAAACGUUUUCUCGAAGUAGUUACCUUAAAUCUCACCAGCGCAUUCACACUGGAGAGAAGCCGUACAGCUGUGAACAGUGUGGGGAAACAUGUCACCAGCGCAUUCACACUGGAGAGAAGCCGUACUGGUGUGAACAAUGUGGGAAAACUUUUUCUGAAAGUGGGGUCCUUAAAAAACACCAGCGCAUUCACACUGGAGAGAAGCCAUACAGCUGUGAUCAAUGUGGGAAAACGUUUUCUCAGAGUACUAGCCUUAAAUCUCACCAGCGCAUUCAUACUGGAGAGAAGCCGUACAGCUGUGAUCAAUGUGGUGAAACUUUUUCUCAGAGUAGUAGCCUUAAAUCUCACCAGCGAGUUCACACUGGAGAGAAGCCGUACUGGUGUGAUCAAUGUGGGGAAAUGUUUUCACAGAGUAGGUACCUUAAAAGACACCAGCGCAUUCACACUGGAGAGAGGCCGUACUGGUGUGAUCAAUGUGGGGAAGUGUUUUCUCAUAGUAGUAACCUUAAAUCUCACCAGCGCAUUCACACUGGAGAGAAGCCGUACAGCUGUGAUCAGUGUGGUGAAACUUUUUCUCGUGGUGAUACCCUUAAAAAACACCAGCGCGUUCAUACUGGUGAGAAGCCGUACGGGUGUGAACAAUGUGGGAAAAUGUUUUCUCAGAGUGGUAGCCUUAAAAAACACCAGCGCAUUCACACUGCCUCAUUGUGAACAUGUUUCAGAGCUAGGCCUGUCGCCAUAGUCAAUAAAUCAAAUAAUCACACGAUAAAAAGAUGAACUCAAUAAUUUUUCUGGCCGCGAUAAUUCCAUUUGCAUGCUUGUUUGUUUUCCUCUCUCUCUCUCUCCAAAGAGACUGGAUGACCACUCUGUUCCUUAGCGUAACGAGGAGUGAACCCUCUUUGUCAGUUGCAUGGUCUUUGUGUGGGGAGGCGGGACUACUCCUAGCUGAGAGAGUUGGAGCAGGGUUUCCAACAGCAAUUUAAUAUUUAGUGUUUCAUAAAUAAUUGUUAAAUGUAGUACAGUCUUUAGUCUAUUUCACAAACACUCGAGGAAUGCUGCAAACAUUUGACAGCCAGUACGAAUUGCCUGGAGAACAUAUUGUACAUGUCACAAACAGCAAUUCCACAACUGUCCAACAGCGUGAAAGACGACAUACUAAAAGAGAUCAAAGACAUAUUGUGGAUAUUUAAAAUGUCUUCCAGUUCCAG